CUGAGGGCGCUUAUAAGGCCCGGAGCUGGGGAUCUCAGCAUCAGUCGCUUGUUGCAGCCGUCCCAGCACCACAGAUCUGAACACCACAGAGCCAUGCAGCUGUUCGUCUUCGCUACACUGGUGGUUGCGGCUGUGGCUGCUCCGCAAAACUACAACAAUAAUCAGUUCGUGAGCUCUGGACAGCCUGAGAUCCGCAUUCUCAGCCAGAGGUUCGAUCAGGACCCCAACACUGGAAGCUACGAGUACAGCUACGAGCAGGACAACGGUCAGGCGGUGGCUGAGACAGGUCAGGUGUAUCCUGGACCUGAGCCAGAGACCGGCAGUCUCACCCAGCAGGGCAGCUACCAGUUUGUGGGCGAUGACGGCAACACCUACCAGGUCAGCUACGUCGCCGACGAAGGAGGCUUCCAGCCGCAGGGCGCCCACCUGCCAGUGGCGCCCGCCCAGAUCCCGGAGUACGAACAGCUGAGGAUUGAACACCCCGAGCUGUUCUGGGCAGAGCAGCAGCAAUACGUCUAGAAGUACCGCGUGUUCAGGCCCUCUGAUAGUAACAUCAACCCAAGUUAACGUUUGUAGGUGGCGUGCAGCACGGAGCGCUCGCUACAUUCAAAUGCGUUUAAUGCAGGCUACGCGAACAAACUACAGGUUUAUUAAGGAAUAAGAUGGUGAAAUUUGUAUGCACAUCCUUUUUAUACACUCCUGUGGUUCUCUUCUGUGCGGUCGUGCUGUACGCCUACAGAUACUGUUGGUGUUUGCUCAAAUGCCUUGUAUGAGUACUGUAUAAUGACUUUGGGCAAUGCAUGCUAGUCU
This is a messenger RNA of Pollicipes pollicipes, 810 nucleotides long. Its product is annotated as larval cuticle protein 65Ag1. Gene Ontology annotation, molecular function: structural constituent of chitin-based larval cuticle. The coding region runs from base 94 to 519 and encodes 141 amino acids. The record is from RefSeq and is a predicted model, not a curated record. The transcript is spliced from 3 exons. Lineage: Eukaryota; Metazoa; Arthropoda; Thecostraca; Pollicipedomorpha; Pollicipedidae. Gene Ontology annotation, cellular component: chitin-based extracellular matrix.